UCAGUCGAGUAGCGGUGACGGGCCGACGAGCAGCACGCGGCGGGAGCCGAUCACCUCCCUGUCUGUCUGUCUGUGUGACUUCUCGGGGCCGUGCAAUAGUCUGAGGCCGGUGUGGGGGAAGCCAUGGGGACGGAGGCGGAGCUGCGGCAGCGGAAAGGAGCCAGAGGCGGGCAGAAGACGCAGGAUGCCGUCACCGGCAAGGUAGUGCAGGGAGACGAGUUGGUCACCAGCGGCCUGAACACGCUGAAAAGCUUACACCAGAGUCUCGCCAGCCAGGGCUCCACCGGCGACCAGCAGCGUCCAGCACCGACCCCCCGCGGCCGCCGGCUGGACGUGGUGGCCGUGCUGCUGCUGCUGGCUGGACUGGGUACGCGUCUCUACCAGAUCGACCAGCCGCGAGGCAUCGUGUUCGAUGAGCUCCAUUACGGGAAAUAUGUGGCGCUGUAUAUGAAGCAAAUGUUCUUUUUCGACUCCCAGCCUCCUCUGGGGAAGCAGCUGUUGGCCAUUCCCGCGUAUCUCGCCGGCUUCGAUGGCAACUUUACGUUCGACCGUAUCGGCACCCCGUACCCCGACACCGUGCCGAUUGAGCUGCUGAGGACGGCUCCGGCGGUGGCCGGCGCCCUGCUCCUGCCCGUCACCUACUGGCUGCUGCUCGAACUAGGAGUGUCGAGAGGCGCCGCCACGCUGGCCGGCGUCCUCAUCCUGCUCGAGAACUCGCUGCUCACUCAGUCGCGGUUCAUGUUCCUGGAGCCGUUUCUGAUGCUGUUUGCGGCGCUGGGCGUGCUGUGCCUGGCUCGGUUCCGCCGCUGCGGGGAACGGCCCUUCUCUGCCAGCUGGCUCGGCUGGCUGGUGGCCGGGUUCGCCUUCCUCGGAGCCGCAGUCAGUGUGCGGUACGCCGGGUUCCUGUCGCUGGUGCUCGGCUGGGGGCUGGUGGCGCACGACUUCUGGACGCUGGUACCGAGGCCGGACGUCAGCGGUGGUCAGCUGGCGGCGCAGCUGGUGACGCGCAGCGCGCUGGCGGUGGCCGUGCCGGCGGCCGUCUACCUGGGCAGCUUCUACUGCCACCUGGCCGUGCUGCAGCGCGCUGGUGGAGGCUACGACCGUGUUAUGUCCAGCGCCUUCCAGGCCAGUCUCGAGGACGGUCUGGCCACGCUGAUCAAGAACCAGCCGGUGGCGGUGGGCCACGGCUCGCAGGUGACGCUGCGGCACGCCGUCGGCCGGCCCUGCUGGCUCCACUCACACGGCAAACCGUACCCAGACGAGUUUGACAUCGAGCGCAACUCGAGCCGCCAGCAGCAGGUCUCCUGCUACUCCGGCAAGGACGCCAACAACUGGUGGAUCGUCAAGGACCCGGCCAAGAGUCACACGCGGCUGGUGCCGCCGUUCCGGCCGUUCCGCGAUGGUGACGUGGUACAGCUGGUGCACGGUAUCACCGGUAACCACCUCAUCACCAGCGACGGCUACCGGCCGCCCAUGUCAGAGUCCGCCGACUACGAGGAGGUGAGCUGCUAUACCGGCACCAACACGUCAAUACCUAAACAGGACCUCUGGAAGGUGAUGAUCGUCAACAAAAAGGACACCGACGGCGCCUGGCACGCCAUCACAUCCGAGGUACGGUUCAUUAACCAGGGUAACCUGAACAUGGCACUGAAGUUCUCCGGCCGCCGGCUGCCCGAGUGGGGUAACGGCCAGCAGGAGGUGGUCGGGGACGCGCUGGCCGACCAGGAGCACACCGUGUGGAACGUCGAGGAGCACCGCUACCUCACCAUGGAGUCCAACUCUGACGACGAACGUCAGCUCGAGGUGGUCAGCAGCGAUCUGAUCCCCAUGACCGAGAUGCAGCUCAGCUUCUGGCGCAAGUUCGCCGAGCUGCAGCUCAAGAUGCUGUUCAACAGUCAGGAGACGGUGCACGGCCACACGUACGCUACGGACCCGCUCGAGUGGCUGUCCCUGCGGCGCGGCGUGGCCUACUGGAUCAGCCCGGACAGUAACGCUCAGGUACACCUGGUGGGCAACGCGGCUGUGUGGGCGGCCUCCUCGGCGGCGCUGCUCGUCUACUCGGCGCUGGCCACGCUCUACCUGCUGCGCAGGAAACGCGCCUGCUUCGACAUACCCGACGCCGAGUGGAGCAAGAUGUGCACCGUGUGCCGCACAGUGCUGGGCGGGUUCGCGUGCCACUACUUGCCCUACUUCGUCAUCGACCACACGUUCUUCUUGCACCACUACCUGCCCGCCUACGUGUUUGCCGUGAUGUUGGCCGCCUGCACUGUCGACCACCUCAACUUCGUCGCCAGCCACCUGGGCUGGCGGCCGCUGCGCCUGCUGCUCGCGCUGGCUGUGCUGCUCUGGGUGGCCGCCUGCGGCUACACCUUCGUCGUGUUCAGCUCCGUGUCGUACGGCACCACGCCGCUGACGCCGCAGCAGAUCAAGGACAUGACCUGGAGGGACUCCUGGGACUUCAUCGUCCACAAACAGUGAUCUGCUGCACAAAGCUGUGCCCGAUGUGGGUGAAGGUUAUUGCAACAGAAUGGAGUCGUUCAUUAAAUGCAUAGAUGACUUACAUGAGUUACAAAUAACCAUCGCUCUGCCGAUGAGUGACUUUCGAUAUUCCAGCCAUUCGACUUCCAGGGAGGAACGGAGAAACCCCUUCUAAUAAUAGCUGGAAUCACACAUGUAAAUCCCAUUAGACGUGUUUGUGGCAUUGUGAUGACUUGCGGGUUGGGUACACUACGUCGGCGUACUUUCCUAUGGGUGCAGCCGCACUGCCGAGGUAUAACACCUCUCUAAGUCGGCAGCGUGUGUGCAUUUUCGUCACGGAUGCGAUGGCUCUCCAGUCAACGCUUCCGGCAAUCUAGGACAGCACGUCAGAAGUCUUACAGGCAGUUCUGGUUUUGAACAGCUGGGAAAUUUAUCUUUAAACAGCUCACGGAGGUGUUAGCACGUGGAUUCCGGGUAUGGGGUGCGGCUGUGCCGUUACGCGUGGAUUUAGAUGCCGAGAUUGGACCUCAAUAUUAAGUUCAUAUCCCGUUCCGUUUGAAAAUCACAGACCUACACCAGGGAAAAACGUGGGCAGCCCUCCACUCCCUUUUAGCAUCAUAUAGCGCUAUGUUAUUCGAAGUGAAGUAUGCACGAGAAGCCAAGAAAACUUGACUACGAGAGCGCCGGCAACACCAGCGGCUUAAGCCAAUGUAGGCCACAUGUUCAUGUCGUCAGUCUGCUACGGGCAUACCCAGUGUUCUUGUUCUGAAUGGUGCCAAAAUGUUGUGAAAUACAUCACACUUGAA
Amphibalanus amphitrite is the source of this 3284-nucleotide messenger RNA. RefSeq names its product protein O-mannosyltransferase 1-like. NCBI's taxonomy places the organism in Eukaryota, Metazoa, Arthropoda, Thecostraca, Balanomorpha, Balanidae. The record is from RefSeq and is a predicted model, not a curated record. The coding region runs from base 124 to 2478 and encodes 784 amino acids. The transcript is spliced from 13 exons. Gene Ontology annotation, molecular function: dolichyl-phosphate-mannose-protein mannosyltransferase activity. Gene Ontology annotation, cellular component: endoplasmic reticulum; membrane. Gene Ontology annotation, biological process: protein O-linked glycosylation via mannose.